UUGUAAAUUAAAGCUGUUUCAAAUCCCUCUCAUUAAAUGUUUAAAACCAACCUUCCCUUUGGAGGCAGCCGCCCACGAUGCUCUCUAACAACUCCAUCAGAUAUGCCAGUCUGUUAUUUAUUAUCUUUUAAUCUGUGCUAGAAUGUCACGGACUGGCGAUUUGUAACAAGCAUUUGACAAAUUAAAUUUAUUCAAAUGAACCUAGGUUAAAAAAAAACAAAAACAACCGAGUAGAUGUUGACAGACAGGCCGGUCCAAAGAGGUCCGCGGGCCAUACUUUGCCCACCCCGGGUGUAGCGAGUAACAAAAGGUUUACGUGACCAUAUCAGUUAUUAAUGUGUUUGCUGCUCUGUCCCACUAAGCAAUCGGAUUACUUCGGGCACUACUUUCAGGCGCUGCUGUGUCUGAAGUCCAUCAUUCCGCCCUGUAAUUUUAUGCUCCGCCACGCACGCGCGUGCACAGAUGAGUUGCGCGGGCGAGCGAGCGCCACGCCGACCAUGCACGUGAGGUCGCAAUUGUUUCCAAUGGCUUGGCCUCGCUCCCACGUCGCGCCAACGCCAGUCGUCUGGCGCCAAUGCCGCGUGGUCAACACCAGUCCUCGUCUUUGUGGUCUUCACAGUCGUCACAGUCGUCACAGUCGGCAACAGGUCACUGAGCGCCGAUGAAGGGCUUGAGGAAUUGUUCGAAGACUUUGAUUAUUCACUGGUUAUUCAUGGUCCCAGCCAGGACAGACAAUCAGACAGGCCGCGGGAAGGAAGGAACAUUAAGAGUUGAAUGAGGGAAAAAAGAGAUUCUAAGUUUUCAUGGUAUUCUGACUUCGCGCCUGUGGCAUCAGUGUUCCAGUCUUGGAGACGAAUGGCACUUGUACCAAUGGUCACUUGUAGACACUGGAUUCGACCAAUCUUAUGAACUGAAUUCAACCUCCUUUCAGCAUCCUAACCGUCUGAUUGAUGGCAUAUGUUUGGCUUCUUUAGACGUACAGACAUUAUUUGCAACUUUCAUAGGGGACAUGCCCCUUAAAAUGCGGCUGGAAGCUGGACAGACUUUGAUGCCAGACUUUCAGAUAUUUAAGUCAGCGAGUUUUUUUGGUGUCUAGAAUGGUGGUCUGUGUCUUUGUGAAUCGCCUGCACGUGAAGACUCUUCGGCGUUCCAACUGAUCCUUGGUGACUCCACCCCUCGUCUGGUGACUCCAACCCUCGUUUCAUCUUCUACGUGGAGCCUAGCUUAUGAUCACGUGAUGGAGAUGCAAAACCAAACUUCAAAUGGGACGUUUGGCAGCCUGGACCAUGACACCCCAAACGUCUCUCUUCACUGGACUUACACGGUGGCCAAAAUCCUGAUGAAGUACGUCCUUCCGGUCAUCAUCAUCACGGGACUGCCGGGUAACGUGGUGUCCAUCCUGGUCUUUCUGACCCGUGACCUCCGGCGCCUUUCCUCCUCGGUCUACGUGCUGGCCGUGCUGAUGUCAGACAUCGGCUUCCUCAUCAACCUUCUCUUUCUCUGGCUUGAGGUGCUGGGCAUCCGCGUAAAUCACGAGGAGGGUGCAUGCCAGUUCCUGGUCUUCCUGUCCUACGCCUGCAGCUUCCUGUCCGUCUGGUACACAGUCUGCAUCACCAUCGAGAACUACAUCGCCAUCUGCCACCCGACUAAGGUCAACGUCUUUUGCACGCGCUCACGUGCCCUCAUCGUGGUGACGCUGCUGGCCUGCGGCUCUCUCGUCGUCUACAUCACUUCUGCCGCCGCAACGGAGGUGCGCGCGGACAAAACCGGUCAGCGCAUGUGCGAGCGCAAGGGGGAGCCUUUCAUGAGCGUCAUGAAGGCGCUGUCCAUCUUCGACUCUGUCGUCACUCUCCUCUUGCCUCUCGUCUGCGUGACCAUCAUGCUGGUAGCCAUAGUUCUGUCUAUCAUCAACACCUACCGCUGGCGGCGCUCCAGCCCCGGGAGCCAGAAACGUCGGGCCGAGCUGAUGGACAUCCCGCAGGUUCGAGUCGCCAAGAUGCUCUUUGCCCUCUCUCUCUCCUACGUCAUCAUGAACUUGCCCAGUCACGUGAGUCGUCUGUACUACAUGAUCAAUGACAUGAUCCACACUAUGGGCGGCGGUGGUGGUGGUGGGACUGUGGUGGGAGCGGGUGAGAGCCACAUGUUGAUCAGUCAAGAGGCAGUCUGGUGCAGCUCGUGCUCUUGUUCGGAUCUUAUCUGUACUACGCCGUCAAGUUCAUUCUCUUCCUCACCUUCAGCAAGAACUUCCGGCGCUCCAUCAGAGAAACGUGUAUAGACAGUACAGGCAAUGGUUAGCCAGAAGAGAAACUCUGCACCUACUGCUGUGUAGACUAGGAUCAUCUCAUCACUACUCACCUACUGCUCCUCCUGGCAGUUGUUACAUUAAAUUUUCUUCCUACCCUAGUGUGGAUGGGUUGCAUCUUUUUCUGGUUUGUAAUCCAUGUUUUGCCAAGUGAGUGUACAAAGAGAAAAUGGAGACUCUGUUCUGAAAAUAUCAUGUUGAAACUUCUCCGAGGGUGAGAAAAUUAUAACAGAGCCCUUGUGUGUGUGUGUUUUUAUUUACUUAUAUAAAACAUUUGGAACAAUCUGUGUCAUUCUUGAGAUCUCUAGGCACAAAAGGAACUUUUUUUGAAAUUAUGCGUGGUUUGCAUACAUUGACACCCGACCAGCUUUGAAAAUUAACCGAACACUUGCCACCCAGUACGUUUGUCCAGAUGUAACCAUGGAUGUAUAUAGGUGGAUCGCUGUCUGCCAAGACCAACGCUUAGCCUCUUGCGAAGUUCUCCUCUGUUAGUUUCGGCGAGCCUAAGCAAAAAAUAUGACUAAACCGGAAGCUUUGUACACUCCUGCCUC
Pomacea canaliculata is the source of this 2853-nucleotide messenger RNA. RefSeq names its product growth hormone secretagogue receptor type 1-like. Gene Ontology annotation, molecular function: G protein-coupled receptor activity. The coding region runs from base 1238 to 2275 and encodes 345 amino acids. Gene Ontology annotation, biological process: G protein-coupled receptor signaling pathway. Gene Ontology annotation, cellular component: plasma membrane. The record is from RefSeq and is a predicted model, not a curated record. The transcript has 3 exons. NCBI's taxonomy places the organism in Eukaryota, Metazoa, Mollusca, Gastropoda, Architaenioglossa, Ampullariidae.